Molecule: messenger RNA, 1165 nt
Organism: Medicago truncatula (barrel medic)
Lineage: Eukaryota; Viridiplantae; Streptophyta; Magnoliopsida; Fabales; Fabaceae
Product: 30S ribosomal protein S3, chloroplastic
Exons: 1
Coding region: 424-1068 (214 amino acids)
Biological process (GO): translation
Cellular component (GO): cytosolic small ribosomal subunit
Molecular function (GO): structural constituent of ribosome; RNA binding
Source: RefSeq, a predicted model, not a curated record
AAUUUAGUAUACUAAUAGUCAUUAAUAAAUAAAUAUUAAUUAAUAAACUCAUUUCAUUUUUUCGUGAAAAUAUAACCUUAGGAGAAAGAAGAACCAAUACUAUAGAAGUAUAAGCCUUUGGUCAAAAAAUAUUUGUGUCUAUUCACAAGACAAAGCGCGAAUCGUAAUUCAUAAUAUUUCUAUUUUUAAAGGGUUAUUCUAAUAGAAAUUAUGCUUUAUGGAGUUGAGCAUAUUAUUCUAUUUUUUUUUUGAAUUGCUUUAUUCUGCAGGAGAAAAUGCUAGUCACAAUAUAUAGUUCAACGAACUAAGUCAAUGAGUCAUAAAGAUAUAUAAUAUUUUUUAUAUAAAAAAAGUAAAAAAAAAGAUAUAGAUAAAAAAGUAGACAAAUAAGACGUAUUAUUUUAUAUAGAGUAGUGAGGAAUUAUGGGACAAAAAAUACAUCCGCUUGGUUUCAGACUUGGUACAACUCAAAAUCAUGAUUCUAUUUGGUUUGCACAACCAAGAAAUUAUUCCGAGAAUCUAAAAGAAGAUAAAAUAAUACAAGAUUGUAUCAAGAAUUAUAUACAAAAAACCCCCGGUGUCGAGGGAAUUGGACGAAUAAAGAUUAAAAAAACAAUCGAUCAGAUUCAAGUCAUAAUCUAUAUGGUACUACCAACGUUAUUAACGGAGGGUAAGCCUCGAAGAAUCGAAGAAUUACAGACUAAUGUACAAAAAAAACUUAAUUGUGUGACCCGAAAAAUUAACAUUACAAGUACAAGAAUUCCAAAUGCUUAUAGCGACCCUAAUAUUCUUGCAGAAUUUAUAGCUGGACAAUUAAAGAAUAGAAUUUCGUUUAGGAAAGCAAUCAAAAAAGCUAUUGAAUUAGCUGAACAGGCAGGUACAAAAGGAGUUCAAGUACAAAUUGCGGGACGUAUCGACGGAAAAGAAAUUGCACGUGUCGAAUGGAUUAGAGAAGGUAGGGUUCCUCUACAAACCAUUCGAGCUAAAAUUGAUUAUUGUUCCUAUCCAGUUCGAACUAUUUAUGGGGUAUUAGGAAUCAAAGUUUGGAUAUUUCUAAACAACGACUAAUUUACUUUUCCUUAUUUUUAGCGUUCCAUCUUUUGAUAAAAGAAAAAAUGACGAAUUCUUAUUCCCAAAAACGAAAUGACAAAUUUUAUAAAAUUGA